Messenger RNA from Parastagonospora nodorum SN15, 633 nucleotides. RefSeq lists its product as hypothetical. The transcript is spliced from 2 exons. Lineage: Eukaryota; Fungi; Ascomycota; Dothideomycetes; Pleosporales; Phaeosphaeriaceae. Gene Ontology annotation, molecular function: flavin adenine dinucleotide binding; sarcosine oxidase activity; proline dehydrogenase activity. The coding region runs from base 1 to 633 and encodes 210 amino acids. The record is from RefSeq and is a predicted model, not a curated record.
AUGCACAAUUCGACCGUGGCCACUGGACAAGUACUCGGCUACAUAAAGCUGGUUGCUGAGGAGAUGCUCAACCUCAAAGAUCUACCAAUCUACAUCAAUUUUGACUCGGACUGGUUCUGCUUCCCACCCCAUGUCGAGAGUGGCCUCCUCAAGGUCGCAUUAUACGGCUGGGGUUAUACGCGAACGGACAGUACCGAAAGAGGGUUAUCCACGCCACCAAUUACACCGGGGCAUAUUCGCGCAAACUUUGUGCCAGAGGAUGGUGUUGCGAGACUACUAGCAGGCCUAAGAGAAGUUUUGCCAGCGUUUGCGCACCGGGAACUUGAUCGCGUUGCUGAUUGCUGGUAUAGCGAUACACCUUCGGGAGAUUUCAUUAUCGACCACUACCCUGAACAUGGAAAUUUGUUCAUCGCAAUGGGUGGCGGUGGAAAGAAGUCCAGCGCCUUCAAGUUUCUACCUAUCCUCGGCAAAUACGUAGUCCAAGGAUUGACAGGAUCACUACCACUGCAUUUGGCUGAGAAGUGGAUAUUCAGGACGGAAUACAAAGAUGUAGAUGACUCUUUCAGAGGAGAUGGAAGUCGGGGUGGGUCAGAAAGACGCGACUUUACAGCGCAAGAAAAAGCUCGUUUGUAG